This is a messenger RNA of Culex pipiens pallens (northern house mosquito), 11863 nucleotides long. It is a transcript of the gene Dhc16F, whose product is annotated as dynein axonemal heavy chain 6. The transcript has 18 exons. Lineage: Eukaryota; Metazoa; Arthropoda; Insecta; Diptera; Culicidae. The coding region runs from base 47 to 11863 and encodes 3938 amino acids. Gene Ontology annotation, biological process: microtubule-based movement. The record is from RefSeq and is a predicted model, not a curated record. Gene Ontology annotation, cellular component: dynein complex. Gene Ontology annotation, molecular function: minus-end-directed microtubule motor activity; dynein intermediate chain binding; dynein light intermediate chain binding.
CGCGUUCCCAUCGGCGAAAAAAUCGGCAUUUUAAACACGAAACGAGAUGGAAAAGCUACAGGAUAAGCGGGUCAAGGUGAAUUUCGCCAAACCAAAGGUUAUCCUAAGGUCCAGCGGCAAUCUCAACGACGAACGCAAGAAACGAAUUGCGGCUCGCACCCAGAAGCUGAACAAGACGACGCCGGUGGACGUCGAGGAGCUCAUCGAGAACCGGGUUAGGAAUUUCAAGGACAACAGCUUCGUGUUCUUGACCUACGCGUACCCGAGGAGCAGCGAACGCUUCGGGCCGUACCUCUUUCUCGAGGUCCCGUUCAGCAAGGUCGACAAACAUGAAUACUUCACGGCCAGUCGCCAUGGGAUCACCUACUGGAGCGAUACGGAAAAUCACUUUAGCCAGCUGAACGACUGGUUGGCCGACUAUGGAAAGUACAAAACGCUGCUGCAGUUGAGUUUCUUCCGCAACUUUCGGUGCGCUAAAGCGUUCCGCCUGUGGCGCCGGAACAUCCAGUGGACCAAGUACGAGAAUGCCCGGCAGACGUUGGCGGGCAGUUUGUUCCUGGUCAUGCCACGGUUGGCCAAAGCGCUGUUGUACAUGCGCGAGCAGUACGUGGGGCUGGUGAACUUUCGGUUCUUUGACGUGUCCGUCGCGGAGAAUUGGCACUUGCCGUACUUUGUGGAGACGCAGAUGACCACUUUCGAGCAGGUUCGGGAUUUGCUGAUCAAUUUGACGAAAAAGAUGCGGGAGGUGCUGUUUGAUGCAUGCUCCAAUACUCUCAUCGAUCGUGGGUAUUCACCUCAGGACGAAGCGUUGAGCUGUCCCAACAAGAAGAAGCUCAAGGACAUUAUGAGCUUCACGGAACGGGCCAACAAACGCAAGCUAUGCGCUCUGUUGUCCCGAUUCCUGGGCUAUGCCGACCAUAUGCUAAUCAACCUGCUGCACCAAAUCUUGAGCGAAUCUUUCUGGAAUCUGUCCAACGUAUUUCGUGGGUUUAGUCAGGAUCCAACGCAGGACAAGACACCGUUCAUGACAAUCGAGUUGCUGCUCCAGCCGAAUACGAUCGGGGUUGAUCCGUCCAGGGAUAUUGCCGCCUCGUUUCUGGUGCAAAUCUGUUCGAUGGUCGUGGAGUGCACGCGGGGCGUUGAGCGGUUCCAGAGUGAUCCGUACUUUACAAUUUUUACAGAACCAGUGAUCAUGGGGCGGAAAGAGGAUCGCUUGUGCGGAAAUCCACCGAGCUUCAACUUUAUCAUUGAUAACGAUUUAGAUCUAUCGAGAAACAUCGAGUUCAUCCACCUGAGCAUCAACGAAGCGUUCGACGCGGUGGAACAGUACAUCGUGCAGUUUGACAAGAUUCGGGAGAAUUACCAGCAAGCGCUGCAAAUGGACCGGAACUUGAUUCGCGACGAGACGAACCUGAACAAGCUGAAGGCAUUUUGCGAGCGUUACAACGCCGAGAUGGCCGAGCUGGAAAACAUCCAAGAGUCCAAACGGCUCGGUUUGCUGCAGGUCAAGCAGGCCACGUUCCGCGAGGAAAUCAUUCCGGUUUGCCAAGAGCUGCUGUCGGUGCUGGACGAAACGCUGCCAAAACUUGCCAUGCAGAAGAUCAACUACGUCGAGCAGAAGGGCGAAGAAAUUUCGACCAAACUGCUGAUCGUACCGGAGGAGACCAGUCAGUACAUUUACUACUUUAACUUUCUCGAGAUCUGCCAUGAGCACGUGGAGAACUUGGAGAAGGAGCUGAACUACGCGUACGAGGCGUUGAAAAUAAUGAAGAUCCAUAAGGUGCCGUUCAGCGACGAGGACAAGGACAAAUAUCUUGAUAUGGAGGAACUCAUGGUUCAGAUCAAGGACACUAUGACCAACAAGCGAUCGCAGAAGCAGGAGCUCAUCAACAAGUUUGAUCUGUGCUUGCAGACCGACAUUGCCAAGAUCUUCACCGAAAUCGAAGACAUCAGCGAGCUGGUUCUCAACGAGUGGCUGCUGGAUGCGAAUUCCGAUCCGGUGCAGGUUCGCGACUGUCUAAUAGACCUAUCGGAACGCCUCACUUCGUGCCAGCGCAAAGCUCAAGAGUACAGAAAAUACCAGAAAGAGUUCCGCCUUGAGGUGACCCGGUUUGACAAGUUGACGCUUGUCAUUAACGAGGUCAAGUUACGGCAGACUCUCUGGGACAGUGUCCAGCAGUGGAAGGAAAGUGUCGAGCUGUGGAACGAGAUCAAGUUUUACGAGCUCAACGUGGAGGAGGUUGAGGCGAUGAACACCAAAGUGCUGAAGAACUGCGCGAUGCUCGAUAAGAAUUUGCCCAAGAACGAAAUCAUACCCAAACUGAAGCUCGAUGCUGAAGAAUUUAAGGAGAAGAUCCCUGUGUUGACUUACUUGAGAAAUCCAGCUCUGAAAACUCGCCAUUGGAUCAAGAUUGAGCAGAUUUUGAACAAGAGAAUCACAGGCGAAGAAGACAUUUUUCUGCAUACGUUCGAGGAUGUGAACGCAUUCGAAGAGGAAAAUGCAAACGAACUGAUGGAAGUCGCUAACAUGGCUAGUGCCGAAGCUGGCCUGGAAACACUGCUGAGUAAGGUCGAGAAUGCAUGGAAGGAGCUCGAGCUGACUGUCGUAAGUCACAGGGAUGCACGUGAUGUGUUCAUACUGGCCGGCAUUGACGACAUCCAAACCGUGCUGGACGAGUCGAGCAUAAAUGUCAGCACGAUAGCUGCUUCGAGACACGUUGGACCGAUCAAACCGAAGGUCGAGGAUUGGGCCCGACAGCUGGACCUAUUUUCUCGUACUCUGGACGAGUGGAUGCUCUGUCAACAGUCGUGGAUCUACCUGGAAGCAAUCUUCUCUGCUCCAGACAUUCAACGCCAGCUACCGCACGAGACGCAAAUGUUUCUGCAGGUCGACAAAAGCUGGAAGGAUCUGAUGCGACGUACCCAAAAGUCCCCAAUGGCGUUGAGUGCGGUGACCGCGGAAGGAGUUCUCGAACAGCUCCAGAUCAGCAACGUUCUGCUGGAGAAGGUUACGCGUUGUUUGGAGGCUUAUCUCGAAGUGAAACGAAUGGCGUUCCCUAGAUUCUACUUUCUGUCGAAUGACGAACUGCUCGAGAUCUUGGCCCAGACCAAAAAUCCGCAUGCAGUGCAGCCACACUUGAGGAAGUGCUUCGACGCGAUCGCGCGGAUCGAGUUUGGCAAGAAGAAGAACGAAAACGGAGAGUCCAUCAUGACGAACGACAUCAUCGCAAUGAUAUCUCCGGAAGGUGAGCGGCUCACGUUCGGCGUCGGUCUGAAGGCCAGAGGAGCCGUCGAAGAUUGGCUGUCGAAGGUCGAAGAGGCAAUGUUCCUCGCGGUCAAGAGAUACAUGCGACUCGGGUAUCGCUGCUACCCUACGAAGGAUCGCUCCUUCUGGAUGCAGGAACAUCCCAACCAGAUCGUGCUGACCGUUUCUCAGCAGCAGUGGUGCGCCGAUGUCCACGCCGUGUUCGGCGGGAAGAAGAACAUCACCAAGAAGAUGAAGGAGUACAGGGACAAACUGAUGAAGAAUCUGUCAAUAUUGGCUUCGAUUGCAAGAACCAACAUCUCAAAGCUGGUCCGUAAGGUUCUGUGCGCUCUGAUUACGAUCGAUGUCCACGCUAUGGAUUCGAUUUGCCAGCUGGUUGACAAGAAGAUAACCUCAGCCACCGACUUUGAGUGGUUAAAGAUGCUCCGCUACUACUGGAUCGCUGAAAACGACACGGUGGAAACCAAGAUGGCGUCUGCUAAUCUACCCUACUUUUACGAAUACCUUGGAGCUGGUGGAGUUCUGGUGAUCACGCCGCUGACAGACCGUUGCUAUCUCUGCUUGAUGGGAGCACUGCAGAUGGACCUGGGUGGAGCUCCCGCGGGACCGGCAGGAACGGGCAAAACCGAAACAACCAAAGAUCUGGCCAAAGCUCUCGCCAUUCAGUGCGUGGUGUUCAACUGUUCCGACGGUUUGGACUACAAGAUGAUGGGAAGAUUCUUCACCGGCCUUGCCCAGUCGGGCGCGUGGUGUUGCUUUGACGAGUUCAACCGAAUCGACAUUGAAGUGCUGUCCGUAAUAGCGCAACAGCUGAUCACGAUACGGAACGCCAAGGCGAUGAAAAUGAAGCGGUUUCUGUUUGAGGGUCGUGAAAUUCUUCUGAAACCGUCCUGUGCAGCGUUCAUCACAAUGAAUCCCGGUUACGCGGGAAGAACGGAACUACCGGACAAUCUGAAAGCUCUUUUCCGUCCCAUUUCGAUGAUGGUUCCUGACUAUGCGUUGAUUGCGGAGGUCAUUCUCUACUCGGAAGGUUUUGAAGCGUCCAAGGUACUUGCCAAAAAGAUGGUUCAGAUGUACAAGCUGUGCAGUGAACAGCUCAGCCAGCAAGAUCACUACGACUUUGGAAUGCGCGCGGUAAAAAGUGUGUUGGUGAUGGCCGGAGCUCUCAAACGUGCCUCUCCAAACCAAUCGGAAGAUAUCACUCUGAUCUGUGCCUUGCGUGACUCAAACUUGCCCAAAUUCCUGGCCAACGACGCCAUUCUGUUCAAAGGAAUCCUCGGCGACCUUUUCCCGGGUGUCGAGCUGCCAGAGCCCGAGCGCGGAAAUCUGCAAACUGCGAUCGAAACAUGUCUGAGACAAAACAAACUGCAAACCGUGCCGGAACUGGUGCUUAAAACCCUCCAACUUUACGAAACAAUGGUCGUACGGUGGGGUGUGAUGCUGGUCGGUCCUACCGGCAGUGGCAAGACCACCGUACUUCACACGUUGGCUUGCGCGCUGGAGAAACUGUAUCAGGACAUGGUUGAGGGACCGUACUACAGGCCGGUCAACAUCCAAACACUGAACCCGAAGGCAAUCAGCCUGGAUGAAUUGUACGGGUUUGUGAACCUGGCCACGAUGGAGUGGAAGGACGGUCUGCUGGGGCUCGCCAUCCGAGCGGCUGUGAACGUGCUGGAGGAAGAACACCAAUGGAUUGUGUGCGACGGUCCGGUGGAUGCCGUCUGGAUCGAGAAUCUCAACACCGUGCUGGAUGACAACAAGAUGCUGUGUCUGGCCAACUCGGAACGCAUCAAGCUGACCAGUUGGGUGCACAUGGUUUUCGAAGUGCAGGACCUGGCCCAAGCCUCUCCAGCGACGGUAUCCCGCUGCGGAAUGGUUUACCUCGAUCCACUCCAUCUGGGGUGGUCUCCGUUGAUAGCGUCGUGGCUGGAAAGCGUCGAGGAGCAGUAUCUGGAUCUGGACCUGAAGGAGCACAUUGAGCUACUCUUCAAGCAGUACUACGACGACAUGAUCAAGUACAUCAACCGAAAGUGUCGCUGGAGCAUUCACCAGGUGAACAUCAGCAAGCUGACGAUGAUGACCCGGUUGAUGGUGCUGCUGCUGAAAGCUAGCCAAAGUAUCAACCUGAUGGAGCGUGGAGACGCCAAAAGCUACAUUUUUAAGCUGUUCACGUGGUGCAUUUUGUGGUCUUUCGGUGGGAACUUACUGGACGAGUCGAAGGUUGGAUUUGAAAAGUUUAUGCGGUCAAUAUUCAGCGAAAGCGAUACGGCACUACUACCCGAAGGUUCCCUCUGGGACUACCGGAUCAAUACGGCGGCUAAAAAUUGGGAGAAAUGGGCAGCGAUUCACCCGCAGUUUGACUACAAUCCGAACAUUGCGUACUUUGACCUGCUCGUGCCAACGCUAGACACUACCAAGUACGGUUACGUUGCGGAAAUGUUGUUCCGGGACCAGUACCCGGUUCUGUUCACUGGUGACACCGGCGUUGGUAAAUCUGUUUUGGCGCGAGAUAUUCUAAAGAAACUUAUGAAGGAGAACGUGAUUCCGAUCUUUGUUAACUUUUCCGCCCAAUCCGAAAGCAUCCGGACGCAGGAAAUCAUCGAAUCUAGACUGGAGCGUCGGAAGAAGACCCUGCUGGGGGCUCCGAUCAACAAGAAGAUUAUUAUUUUUGUUGACGACGUCAACAUGCCCAAGCUGGACGUGUACGGCAGUCAGCCGCCGAUUGAGCUGUUGCGGCAGUUCCUGGACUUUCAGGGUGUGUACGAUCGGGACAAAAUGUACUGGAAGAGUAUCGUCGAUGUCACGCUGGGAGCUGCUUGUGCCCCACCCGGUGGUGGCCGGAACACGCUGACGCCUCGAUUCAUCCGUCACUUUGCGCUGCUUUCGCUGCCGACUCCGAACAGUGACACGCUGAAGACGAUCUUCAAAGCGAUACUGACGGGAUUCUUGGCUGACUUUAGCAUGGCGAUACGUCCGCUGGCGGACCCCAUAAUUGAGGCCGCUGUGGCCGUUUACGAGCGCAUCUCGGAGGAGUUGCUCCCGACUCCGAAAAAGUCGCAUUACGUGUUCAACCUGCGCGAUCUUUCAAAGUGCGUUCAGGGUGUGCUGCAGGCGGACGCUUCGUCCUACGUGAAUCCGAUACAGAUGUUGCGACUGUUUUACCACGAGUCGUCGAGAAUUUUCUACGAUCGCUUGGUGUGCCAAGAGGACAAGUCUUACUUCAAGCAGCUGCUGCAGGACUGCUGCGAGAAGUACUUUGAAACGACGGUGGUUCACCAGGAUGAGACGGUUUUGUUUGGAGACUUUAUGAUAUUUGGUCAACCGUCGGAAGAUCGCGUGUACGAAGAGAUCAAAGACUCCAAAAAGCUUAAGAACAUCCUGGUGGACUACCUCGAGGACUACAACUCGAUGGGCAGCAAGGAGAUGAACCUGGUGUUCUUUACGGAUGCAAUCGAGCACAUUGUCCGGCUUGCGCGGUUGCUUCGCUCGGAGCGGAGUAACGGACUGCUGGUCGGAGUGUCCGGCAUGGGCAAGCAGAGUCUGUCCCGACUGGCGGCACACAUCAACGGGUAUCAGUGCAACCAGAUCGCCUUGAGACGAGGAUACGAUCAUGCUUGCUUCCACGAAGAUCUGCGCAAAAUUUACUGGGUAGCGGGAAUUCUGAACAAACCGAUCGUGUUCCUUAUAACCGACACGCAGAUUGUGCGCGAAGAGUUUAUGGAGGACAUCAACAACAUUCUGAACUCGGGGGAGGUUCCCAACCUGUUUGAGGCUGAUGAGUACGAGAAGAUCAUUCUGAACGCACGGCAGGCUUGCAUCGAAAGUGGUUACGCCGAUACGACUCGGGAUGGAAUUUUUGAGUUUUUCAUCAAACGUGUCCGCGCCAAUCUGCACGUGGUUCUUUGUAUGAGCCCGGUAGGCGAUACGUUCCGAAGACGAUGCCGGAUGUUCCCGUCGUUGGUGAACUGCUGCACGAUCGAUUGGUUCGUCAAGUGGCCUGCCGAAGCGCUGCUCUCGGUAGCAAUGGGAUCGCUGAAGGAAGUCGCCGAGAACGAUGUUCAGUGCAAACAUUUGGCCCAGACCUGUGUGCUGAUGCACGAGAGUGUCGAAAGUAUUUCGGAGAGAUUCUACAGAGAAAUGCGACGCCAUUACUACACCACUCCAAGUAGCUACCUGCAGCUGUUGAAUCAGUACCGUGUGCUGGUCAACAAGCGAAUCGAGAUCAUUCUUCAGAAGAAGGAUCGCAUCGCGAACGGACUGAGCAAGAUCCUGGAGACGAACCUGGUUGUGGCGGAAAUGGGCGAAGAGCUGAAGCAGUUUGUUCCCAUCCUGGAGGAGAAGUCGAGAAACAUGAAGGACCUGCUGACAAAGCUGGACAAGGACAACGUGAUCGCCGAGGGCGUUAAACGAAGCGUAGGCAAAGACGAAGCCGAGGCAAAAAUCAAAGCCGCAGAAACGCAGGAGAUUGCCGACGAAGCGGCUAAAGAUCUGGAGAUUGUGAUGCCAACGCUGCAAGCGGCACAGGACGCUCUGAAGGCACUCAACAAGAACGACAUUAACGAGUUGCGUGUGUUUCAGAAACCUCCUAAGCUGGUGCAGUUUGUGAUGGAAGCCGUGCUGAUUCUGCUGGGUGCAAAAACCGAUUGGAACUCGGCAAAGGUCGUCAUGGCAGACGUAAACUUUCUGAAGAAGCUAGAAGACUACGAUAAAGAGCACAUUUCGGAUGCAAUGUUGAAGAAACUGAAGACUUACGUCGAGCACAAGGAUUUCCAACCUGCGACCAUCGAAAAGGUGUCCAAAGUGGCGAAAUCAAUGUGUCUCUGGGUGAUUGCCGUGGAGAGAUUUGCCAAAGUGUACCGCGUUGUCGAGCCCAAGAUACUGCGCCAAAAAGCCGCCGAAGACGAGUUGAACCAGGUGAUGAAGCUGCUAAAGUCGAAGCAGAACGAACUGGCCGAAAUCGAGGCAAAGAUCUUGAUCCUGAUGUCGAACCUGGACGAAAAGAAGCGUGAGAUGAAGGUUCUUCAGGAUCACAACGAUCUGACGGCGGCUCGGCUCAACCGAGCAGGUCGGCUGACGUCGGCCCUCGCGGACGAGGAGAUUCGUUGGCGCGACACGGUCCAGGAGCUGACCGCGGAACAGUUUGCCGUUUCCGGUGACGUGCUGGUGGCGUCCGCAUACGUGGCGUAUUUGGGCGCCUUCCCGAUGAGCUAUCGGCGGGAGUUGUCCGAGAUGUGGGUGGAAAAGUGCCGCAGCUUGAACAUCCCCAGCAGCGAGAGCUUCAAUUUGGUGAAGAUCCUGGGCGAUUCGUUCCAGAUUAGGGAGUGGAACAUGUUUGGACUGCCGCGGGACGAGAUUUCCAUUGAGAAUGCGAUUAUUUCGACGCAGGGCGGCCGGUGGCCGUUGAUGAUUGAUCCCCAGGAGCAGGCAAAUCGGUGGGUGAGGAGCAUGGAGGCCGCGAACGAGCUGCGGAUCAUAAAGCUGACCGAUGCCAACAUGAUGCGAAUAUUGGAGAUUUGCAUCCGUCAGGGCACCCCGAUGCUCAUCGAGGAUCUGCAGGAAACGCUCGAUCCGGUGCUGGAAUCGGUUCUGCUGAAGCGCGUCUUCAUCCAGAACGGUCGCCUCAUGAUCAAGCUGGGCGACGUGGACGUCGAUUACGACACCAACUUCCGGCUGUACAUGACCACGAAGCUGGCGAAUCCGCACUUUCUGCCGGAAAUUUGCAUCCAGGUUAGCUUGGUCAACUUCCAGGUGUCUCGUAGCGGGCUGGAGGAUCAGCUACUCGCGGACAUUAUCAAAAUCGAGCUGCCCGAGAUGGAGAAGCAGCGCAGCGAUCUGAUCGUCCGUAUCAACGCCGACAAGCAGCAACUGCUGCUGCUCGAGGAUAAGGUACUCAAGCUGCUGUACAGCUCCAAGGGAAACAUUCUGGACGACGAAGAGCUGGUGGAUGCGCUGAACGAGUCCAAGGAAACGUCGAUCAUCAUCGCCGAUCGGUUGAUCGAGACGGAGAAGACGGAAAUGGCGAUCGCGGCAACGCGCGAAAAGUACCGCGUACUCGCUUCACGUGGCGCUGUGUUGUACUUUGUGGUGUCAUCGCUGGCGGAAAUCGAUCCGAUGUAUCAGUUCAGCUUGCGGUACUUUUCGCACGUGUACUGUUCGGUGAUUGCGAAACCGCACGCCAAGAUGGAACUUCCGGAGCGGUUGGCCACGCUGCAGGGCGAUGUGACGUUUACGGUGUUUUCGAACAUUUCGCGGGGCUUGCUGGAGAAGCACAAGCUGAUUUAUGGCUUCUUGCUGGCGGUGGCGAUUUGCAAGGAGUGCGAUGAGAUCAACGACGAUCAGCUGAACUUUAUCUUGAAGGGUCCGAGUAGUAGGAACUUUUCGCUGGAUGACAAGCCAGCGUACGCGACGGAUAACCAGUGGUACAGCUGCCGGUUUCUGGAGGAGCAUUUCCCUAGUUUUGCUAAGCUGUCUGCGAGUUUGCGCGAAUCGAUCGAGGUUGAGAUUCAAGACUACAAGGAAGAUCUGUCACCCGCUCCGAAACCGGUUGGAUCGUCAAAGAGCUGGAACCAGCUGCUCAGUGCAUCGGAAAAACUGAUGUUGAUAGCGGCACUGAAGGAGGAGAGUCUCGUCAUUGGAGUGACCGAGUUCAUUCGGCUCAAGCUGGGCAAACAGUUUACGGAACCACCCAAGAACACAACGCUGCCAUCGCUGUACGAGGACAUAUCCGCAACGACUCCUCUCGUCUUUGUCCUGUCUCCGGGCUCCGAUCCGAUGACCGCGCUGAUCAAAUUCGCCCAGGACAAAGAGUACGCGGAAAAGCUGCACUCAAUCUCGCUCGGACAGGGACAAGGUCCGGCCGCGGAAGCCCUCAUCAAGAGCGGAACCAAACAUGGCCACUGGAUCUUUCUGCAAAACUGUCACCUUGCCACGUCCUGGAUGGAAUCGAUGGAGAAGAUUGUGAACAACAUAGCCAUGGGCGUUGAGUCGACCCACGAAGGUUUCCGGCUGUUUUUGUCCUCGAUGCCGGUCAAGACGUUCCCAAUAAGCGUGCUGCAGAACUCGGUCAAGGUGACGAACGAACCGCCGAAAGGGUUGCGCGCCAACUUGGUCCGCUCGCUGAACGAUCUCGACGUGGGCAGUUUCGAGUUUCACGUACUGGGCCAGCAGUGGCGAAGCAUGAUAUUUGGGUUGUGCAUGUUCCACGGGAUCAUUCUGGAGCGACGCAAGUUUGGACCGCUCGGGUGGAACAUUUCGUACGAGUUUAACGAGAGCGAUCGAGCGUGCGCACUGAAAACGUUGGACAUUUACUGUGAUCGGGAGUCUCCCGGGGCGAUUCCGUGGGAUGCGCUGGAGUAUAUCAACGGGGAGAUUACUUACGGGGGGCGAGUUACGGACAGCUGGGAUCAGCGCUGUUUGAGGUCCAUUUUGAAGCUCUUUUCGUCGGAAGCGAUCCUUUCGCCGGACUACCAGUACAGCGAAAGUGGCCGGUACUAUUGUCCGCAGUCGAGAUCGCUGGAAGAUUACAAGACGUACGCGAACACUUUGUCAAUCCACGAUCCGCCCGAGGUGUUUGGGAUGCACGAGAACGCCAACAUUAUUUUCAACCGGAACGAGACGAGAUUCUUUGUGGACACGCUGCUCAACAGUAUGAGCGGUGGAGACGCGAUGGGCGAAGCAGCGUUGGCGGCCAUGGACAAACUGUGUCUGGACAAGAUUCAGAGCAUUCGAGCGGCGAUCGUGCGGAACAUUGACAGCGAUAACCCUUACCCGGACUUGAUGAAGCGGGACAGUCGCAACCGAAUCCCUUCCCUAACGACGGUCCUGUUGCAGGAAAUCGAUCGCUUCGACAAGCUGCUUGCCGUCAUUCACAGCAAUCUGAACGACUUGGAGAAGGCCAUCCAGGGCUUUGUGGUCAUGUCGGAGAGCUUGGAAACGAUCUAUCGUGCCUUCAUCAACAAUCAGGUCCCCCAGCUAUGGCACAGCAAGGGCUUCCUGUCGACCAAGUCGUUGGGCAGUUGGAUCUUUGAUUUUCAGCAACGCAUCGAGUACGUCCAAUCUUGGUUCAACGACGGACUUCCGAUUUCGUCCUGGAUUUGCGGCCUCUUCUUUCCGCAAUCCUUCCUCACCGGCACGCUGCAGACGUACUCGCGAAAGAACAACAUUCCCAUCGACACGCUGCGGUUCGACUUUGACAUUAUGAACUGCACGCUAAACCAGCAGGUCAUCUACGAGCGAAGAAUUCGCGGUCAAAAGAGCAACUCGCUGUUUGAAGACCUAAAGGUACCGGACUACGGAAUACUGAUCCACGGCCUGUUUAUCGAGGCUGGCCGUUGGGACCUGCGCGAGGGCGGCCUGUGCGACCCGAAGGUGGGCGAGCUGAUUUCGCGACUUCCGGUGGUUUGGUUGAAGCCGUGCGUAGAGCUGGAGCAAGGUCGUCGCUACGAGGCGCCUCUCUACAAGACCAGCGUCCGAGCCGGCGUCCUGUCCACCACGGGCCAUUCAACCAACUUUGUGCUGUCCGUUCUGCUGGACACACGGAAACCGCCGGACUAUUGGAUCUUGCGCGGAACAGCUCUGGUGAUGCUAAUUACUGACUAA